Molecule: messenger RNA, 1085 nt
Organism: Ilyonectria robusta
Lineage: Eukaryota; Fungi; Ascomycota; Sordariomycetes; Hypocreales; Nectriaceae
Exons: 4
Coding region: 113-973 (286 amino acids)
Biological process (GO): membrane organization; endoplasmic reticulum tubular network organization
Cellular component (GO): membrane; endoplasmic reticulum
Source: RefSeq, a predicted model, not a curated record
CCCUCGACGCUGUGCGCGCGCUCCUUUGUUUCCCUCUCGACCUAUUCCCUCACCUGCGCUAUCCAUCGCCCGCUUUCAACCAGCACCUUCGCUCUCGUAUUUGUCGCCUACCAUGGCUCCGCCCCCGAACCCGAACCUGCCUCUCAAGGAGAGACUGAUUGCCCUCGCCCAGACGCUGCAGUUCGCUUGGUUCGCUGGUCACCUCACACUGAUCCUCACCACCAUCCGAUAUGGCUUUUCGUGGCUUCGCAUGAACUACUACGGCGGCAUGGCCCAGUUCUCCUACCGAACUUCCUUUGUCGCCGCUGCCCUCACAUACGGUAUCGUCGUCUACAAGACCCAGCGCGCCCGCGCAAAGAGCGGCACCCGCGCGCCCGGUGGUUACAUUGGCCUCCUCGCUGAUGAGAAUGUUCAAUACCUUGCCAUGGCAUUGAUCUGGCUCUUCUGUCCCCAGUAUCCGCUCGCCCUCCUGCCCUACUGCAUCUACUCGGUCUUCCACGUCGCCACCUACUCCCGCGCCAACCUCAUCCCCACCCUGCUUGCUCCCAAGCCCGCCCCCGAGGCUGACGGCGCCUCGCCCGGUCGCAAGCCCACCGUCGUCAGCCCUCUGGCCGACCAGAUCGGUGCCUUUGUCAAGGAAUACUAUGACGCCUCCAUGUCCGUCGUCUCCAGCCUCGAGAUCCUCCUCUGGUUCCGCAUUCUUCUCUCCGUCAUCUUCUUCCAGCGCCGAUCCUGGAUCCUUAUCGCCCUGUACACUGCCUUCCUCCGUGCUCGCUACAGCCAAAGCAGCCACGUCCAGACUUCGUUCUCUCAGCUCGGUGCCCGUGUCGACUCCCUUGUCGGUGCUCAGGGAACUCCCCCCGCCGCCCGUCAGAUCUGGGGAACCCUCAAGGAUACGGCCAAGCAGUUCCACGAUGCGACCGACCUCAGCAAGUACAUUAGCACUGGUGCCCCAGCCAAGAAGACCUCAUAAAGGCAUCGUGCCCCAUGCAAUUUGGAAACUCUUUUAGUGCGCCGAACCGCAUGCAUGCCCCGCAAGUUUUCGACCUGAACGAGAUACGACAAGACAUGUACCAUGACACUAC